Molecule: messenger RNA, 1934 nt
Organism: Episyrphus balteatus (marmalade hoverfly)
Lineage: Eukaryota; Metazoa; Arthropoda; Insecta; Diptera; Syrphidae
Gene: Kdm4A
Product: probable lysine-specific demethylase 4A
Exons: 3
Coding region: 187-1578 (463 amino acids)
Biological process (GO): chromatin remodeling
Cellular component (GO): nucleus
Molecular function (GO): histone H3K9 demethylase activity; histone H3K36 demethylase activity
Source: RefSeq, a predicted model, not a curated record
AAAACAGACAGAUCCUAGUUCACUCUGACUGAAAUCAAAAUCAACCAUUUUUUAUUUUGUGACUGAAUUUAGAAUUCAGAGCAACAAAAUAAAAAUAUUUUGAUUGCAAAACAAAAUAAAAAAAAAAACAUUUAUUAUAUUUUUACUUUCAUUUUAUUUCACACUUAAUUUCAUGUAAAAAAAAAAAUGUCGAAUCAUUCUUCUAACUCCACCAACGAUGGCAAAAAAACAUCACGCAUUAUGACUUUCCGACCAAGUUAUGAAGAAUUUCAAAACUUCUCCGCCUAUAUCGACUAUAUGGAGUCGCGUGGGGCUCAUCACGUAGGCCUUGCCAAAGUCAUACCCCCACCCGAAUGGGUUCCACGCAAAUCUGGCUACUCUAUUGACGAAAUAAACAUGACAAUCCCAGCACCAAUCUGUCAAGUUAUAUCAGGAAAGCAAGGAGAGUACCAACAAAUAAAUGUCCAAAAACGAACAAUGACACUGCGGCAAUUUAAAGAACUCGCCGAGUCCGAGCGAUACCAAACUCCAAGGCAUUUCGAUUACGAUGACUUGGAGAGAAAAUAUUGGAAGAACGUCACGUACGUCGCUCCACUCUAUGCCGCCGAUGUCAAAGGUACGCUCACCGACUCGGAAGUUAAAGAAUGGAACAUUGACAAGUUAGAAACCAUUCUUGACUACGUGAACAAAGAUUAUGGCAUCGAAAUUGACGGUGUCAAUACUGCCUACUUGUAUUUCGGAAUGUGGAAGAGCACCUUUGCUUGGCACACCGAAGACAUGGAUUUGUAUUCAAUAAAUUACCUUCACUUUGGUGCUCCAAAGACUUGGUAUGCGAUUCCACCUGCUUAUGGGAAGCGGCUGGAGAAGCUUCUAAAUCGCAUCUUCCACGACAACUAUCAGAACUGCAAUGCUCAUCUUAGACAUAAGAUGACAUUGGUGAGUCCACAGGUGUUGCGUCAGCACGAAAUACCUUUUAACAAGAUCACACAAGAAGCUGGCGAAAUAAUGAUAACAUUUCCAUUUGGUUAUCAUGCUGGAUUCAAUCACGGUUUUAAUGGGGCAGAGUCGACUAACUUUGCCACAAAACGAUGGAUUGAAUAUGGGAAGAGAGCCAGUAUUUGUCAUUGUCGGAAAGAUAUGGUUAAGAUAUCAAUGGAGACGUUUGUUAAGCGUUUCCAGCCUGAGAGGUAUGAUAAUUGGAUAGAAGGAAAGGAUUAUGGUGAACAUCCAGAAGAGCCGGGCAAGAUUUAUCCGGCCCCAGCACCAACAAUAAAUAAAUAUAGUUACACAAAAAGAAAAUCGACAGAAUCAAAUCAGGAACCCGACACCGAUCAACCUCCACAAAAACGUGGCUGUUCAAGUCUGAAUAUCGAAAAAGGUCCCAUAAUCAUGUUGAAAAAAAUGGAAAUUGAUAAGAAAUUAGACUUUAAUGCCAUGGCUGUUGUUCGUCUCAAAAGACUAUUUGCCAGACUACCUGGGGUUGGGCAGGGAAAGAGUCUCUUAACAAAUGGAAUUAUAAAAAACACAAAAAGAAUGCGAUUCCAAACUAGAACGAUUAUGCUGGAUGAAGAAGAGUAGCUACCAUUGCCAAAGGCUCUCAUGCCAUAUCACCACUACCUACCUACUUUUACAUGUUGUGAAUUUUUUUUUCUAUUUCUAGUUAUGUAACUAUUUUAUUUUUUUUUUUGUUUGAAAAACAAACAAACCAAAAAUGCUCUAUGUCUGCAUUUAUACAUGUAUAUUGGACUUGUCGUAAAGUCGAACUGAAGAGAUCUCAGAUGAUAAAUAAUAUUAUUUUUUACUUAAUAUUGAUAUUUCACACCCCCAUAUUUUUAAUUUAAUUGUAAUGACGAUGACCCGAAUAAAUAUUAAUUAAUUUUGAACAAAAUUGCAAUAUAAAUAAAUAAAAUAUAUUUAAGUUAUCAUAUAGCGAA